AUGUCAAUUUUUCCCUAUGUCUAUUACAUGAUCUCUUCUUUCCACAUCACCAAUGACGAGAAGCAAAUUGCUCUCUACGCUGGCAUGGUCACAUCUGCGUUUGCCUUUGCCGAGUUCUCGACAGGAGUCAUGUGGGGUAGAUUGAGCGACAAGGUCGGACGCAAACCAAUCCUCCUUAUGGGAUUGGCAGGAACCGGCAUCAGUAUGAUUGUCUUUGGAUUCUCUCCCAACCUAACCACGGCUCUUAUUGCUCGUGCUUUGGGAGGUCUCCUCAACGGGUAA
This is a messenger RNA of Aureobasidium uvarum, 282 nucleotides long. The record is from the annotation of a GenBank genome assembly. NCBI's taxonomy places the organism in Eukaryota, Fungi, Ascomycota, Dothideomycetes, Dothideales, Saccotheciaceae.